Molecule: messenger RNA, 2370 nt
Organism: Sphenostylis stenocarpa
Lineage: Eukaryota; Viridiplantae; Streptophyta; Magnoliopsida; Fabales; Fabaceae
Source: the annotation of a GenBank genome assembly
AUGCAGGGUGAAAUUGAGGGUGAACUUUCAAGGAAUUGUCAAGGCACAUGCUUGGAUGGUGGUUCAGAGUUGAAUCUUUUAAGCAAGGAAGUUCUUGAAGCACUAUUGUUGGUGCUGAUGAGUCGUGAGCAACAGAAGCGGGGGAAGCAAGAGAAAGGUUCUGAUGGUGCUGAGAAGGUCAUUGUUGCCGUUAAGGCAUCAAAAGAAAUUCCAAAGACUGCUCUUGUUUGGUCCCUUACUCAUGUUGUUCAACCUGGGGAUUGCAUUAUACUGCUAGUGGUUGUGCCUUCACAAAGUUCAGGUAGAAGAUUAUGGGGUUUCCCGAGAUUUGCUGGUGACUGUGCCAGUGGUAUUAAGAAGUACCCUCCAGGAACAAUAUCAGAGCAGAAGAGUGAUAUCACUGAUUCUUGCUCUCAGAUGAUCCUUCAACUCCAUAACGUCUAUGAUCCAAACAAGAUCAAUGUCAGGAUUAAAAUUGUUUCUGGAUCACCUUGUGGAGCAGUGGCAGCAGAAGCCAAGAAAGCACAAGCCAAUUGGGUCGUUUUAGACAAACAGCUCAAACAUGAGGAAAAGCGAUGCAUGGAAGAACUACAAUGUAACAUUGUGGUUAUGAAGCGUUCUCAACCAAAAGUACUGCGGUUGAAUUUGAUUGGACAUAAGAAGAAAGAUGUUGAAGAAGCAGGUCCAUCACCUUCUGAGAAAGAUGACAUGUCUGAAAAGCGAAGCAAAAUAAAGCUUGAUUCCUUAAAUUCAAUCAAAGGACCAGCUGUAACUCCAUCUAGCAGCCCUGAGCUAGGGACACCAUUCACUGCAACCGAAGCCGGUACUUCAUCAGUUUCAAGCUCUGAUCCAGGAACUUCACCUUUCUUCAUCUCAGAGAUGAAUGGUGAGUCCAAAAAAGAGGAAACUAUCCAGGAAAGUCAAGAGCUCGUUGAUACUAAUUCAGACACAGAAAGUGAAAGUCUGUCCACAUCUUCAGCAAGCAUGAGAUACAAGCCAUGGAUCACAGAAAUGCUUUUACAUCAACAAUCAUCCCAACGCAAUGAAGAGAGAUCCGAGAUAUCUCAUGGUAUGCCUCAAGCAUCAACAACCAGAGCUUUCCUAGAUAAAUAUUCUAGGCUUGAUAGAGGAGCUGGAUUUGAAAUCUCAACGUAUAGAAAUGACUUGGAUUUCAGUGGAAAUUUGAGAGAAGCAAUAGCAUUAUCUGGAAAUGCACCACCUGGUCCCCCUCCACUGUGUUCAAUAUGUCAACACAAGGCACCUGUUUUUGGAAAACCUCCAAGGUGGUUCAGCUAUGCUGAGUUAGAACUUGCUACUGGUGGUUUUUCGCAGGCCAACUUCUUGGCUGAAGGAGGAUUUGGAUCUGUUCACAGAGGGGUUCUACCAGAAGGACAAGUCAUUGCUGUCAAGCAACAUAAAUUAGCUAGUUCUCAAGGUGAUCUUGAAUUUUGUUCAGAGGUUGAAGUCCUGAGCUGUGCUCAGCACCGGAAUGUUGUUAUGCUCAUUGGGUUCUGUAUAGAAGAUAAGAGAAGGCUACUAGUUUAUGAGUACAUAUGCAAUGGAUCAUUGGAUUCGCAUUUAUAUGGGCGACAAAAGGAUACAUUAGAAUGGCCUGCACGGCAAAAAAUUGCUGUGGGAGCAGCUCGUGGGUUACGAUAUCUUCAUGAAGAGUGUAGAGUGGGUUGUAUUAUCCACCGUGACAUGAGGCCAAACAACAUUCUCAUAACUCAUGAUUUUGAACCUCUGGUUGGUGAUUUUGGACUGGCGAGGUGGCAGCCUGAUGGAGACACAGGUGUGGAAACAAGAGUGAUUGGAACAUUUGGGUAUUUGGCUCCUGAAUAUGCUCAAAGUGGCCAAAUCACUGAAAAAGCUGAUGUUUAUUCCUUUGGGGUGGUAUUAGUUGAGCUUGUGACAGGGAGAAAAGCUGUGGAUCUCACUAGGCCAAAGGGACAGCAGUGCCUAACCGAGUGGGCACGACCUCUGUUAGAAGAAUAUGCCAUUGAGGAACUGAUUGAUCCAAGGCUUGCUAACCAAUAUUCAGAACACGAGGUCUAUUGCAUGCUGCAUGCUGCCUCAUUAUGCAUACAGCGAGACCCUCAAUAUAGACCACGCAUGUCACAGGUUCUCCGAAUACUAGAGGGUGACAUGGUGAUGGACACAAAUUACCUCUCAACGCCAGGCUAUGAUGCAGGAAACCGAAGUGGUAGACUCUGGUCAGAGCCGUUACAAAGGCAGCACCAUUACAGUGGUCCCCUAUUAGAAGAGUCUCUGGAGUGCUUCAGUGGGAAGCUAUCCAUUGACAAGUACAAGCCUUCGUAUUGGGGUGAUAGGGACAAGGCUAGGAGGGCCUCAUGUGAAGAUGACAUUUGA